AUGUUGAAUGUCGGACGACGAUUGGUUUUCGGUGGUGGGACAGCAGCACUCGCAGCAGCAAUCGGGGUGACCGCAACGACGAAUACAAAAACAUCAUCGUCAGAGUACUUUAACUACGAAAACGCGAAGCGUACGACGACGUUUUGGUACCACGCGUUGCCGGCGUAUUUGAGUUACCGGUACGUGCAACGGAGGAACGAAUUGUUCCAUCGGUUUCAUCAAAAACAAAAUCGUCCCGGGGACGAAGACGACGACGUGAUGUCCUCUUCUUUCCCUCUUUCGACGAUGUUCUCCUCCUUCUUUCUCCUCUCGGACACCGACGCGAACGCAGAGUACGAGAAAUUACAUAACUAUUUCAGCCCAAUAAUUGAGAAACAAGUCUGGGAACAGAGAGGAUUUUACAUCAAACACGCGCAGUUCUUAAGCACGAGAGAUGACUUCGUCCCGGAGAAAUAUCUCGAGUGGUGCAAGAAAGUGCAAGAUCAAGCGCCGACGAAGUUGGAGAAAGGUGAGGCGCUGAAAAUAGCGGAAGAAAGCUUACGAGGGACGAAGUAUGAAAACGCGAUCGAGUAUUGGGAGGAAACGCCGAUUGGCGUGGCAUCGAUUGGAGCGGUGCAUCGAUGUCGCUUGCGAGGCGAAUCGAAAACGUGCGUGGUCAAAGUGCAAGCGCCGGAGGUGGAGAAUCGGUUUAGGAACGACGUGGACACGAUGAUUUUCUUUUUGAGACUGUUUCAACCGCAACACGUGCCGCCGUUGAAGGAAGUGCAGAGGAACUUUUUGAACGAGUUUGAUUAUCGAAUCGAGGCGGAGAAUUUGCGAGAGAUGAAACGGUUGAUCGAGGACGGGAAGUUUUCAGAUCGGGUGAAAAUACCAGAACCAAAAGUGGAGAUGUGUUCAAAGAACGCGUUGUUUAUGGAAGAGAUCGAAGGAGUGCCGUUGGUGAGAGGUGUGAAGGAGUCGUACGAGAGAUUUUUGAAGGCGACUGGGAAGAGCGCGGACGCGAACGCGAUGCGUCAUUCGGCGAAUGCGUUGUUAGCCGACGAGGCAAAAAACGAAACGAAUUUUAAAGACGUGGAAGAAACCGCGCGAGCGACGAGGAAGGCGAACGCGAUGAUUCGAGCGAAAUUUCUUCUCAUCGAUGAACCAAUUCGGUUGGCGUAUAAUCUCUCACCGUUACGUCUCGUGUUUGGGAAGUCAGAAAAGAAACCGUCCGCGACGCUUGUCAAUCUCGGAGACGUGUUGCGAACCAUGUUGGACGUUCAUGCGCACGAAAUUUUUGAGUGCGGCACGUUCAACGGCGACCCGCAUCCGGGAAACAUUCUUUUAAUGCCCGAUGGAAGACUCGGUCUCAUUGACUACGGUCAAACCGUGCGCAUCGACGAAUGCGCCCGACGCGCGUAUGCCAAACUCGUCUUGGCGUUACUGCAUGAAGAUAAAGAAGAAGUAGCGAGGCUGGUCUGGUCCUCGCCGCCGGACGGGUUCGGAGGAAAGACGAAGAAGAGAGACGUCGAUACGGCGUACAAAUUAGCAACCUUUUGGAACGAUCGAGACACGCCAGAUAUCACCGAAGGCUUAAAUUUGCAAGAAUUUAUCGACGAGAUGGAGCGAAGGGAUCCAAUGAUUGACACGCCGAGGCAAAUGGUCAUGAUCUCCAGAGUGUCUGUUUUAUUGAGAGGUAUGGGAAACGCGUUCGAUAUGCGAUUGCGAGUUUCCGAAGCUUGGAGGAAACACGCGAGAGCGUUGUUAAAGAAGACCGAUCCGGAGUAUUAUUUAUUGAAAAAGGAAGAGGCGGAGGAAGAGAAGAAGUAG
This is a messenger RNA of Bathycoccus prasinos, 1809 nucleotides long. RefSeq lists its product with no specific name. The record is from RefSeq and is a predicted model, not a curated record. Bases 1 to 1809 code for a protein of 602 amino acids. The transcript has a single exon. Lineage: Eukaryota; Viridiplantae; Chlorophyta; Mamiellophyceae; Mamiellales; Bathycoccaceae.